CUGCUUUCAUAACUCCAUCUGAACUACUUCGGUGUGGUUUGCGAUGGUCUGCUGGGUCAGGGAAGGUGGGAUGAGCAGGUCCUGAAACUGUUCUAGGCCGGGACGCUGGACGUGCAGAGGUUUUGCGUUGUGCGCCUUCACUGGACCAUGACAUGGAGCGGGAACGCGAGCACGGCCUGGCGCACAGGGUCACUGCGCCCCGCUACAGUCUCCUGCGGGAGGUGGGCAGGGGGACGUACGGGGUGGUGUACGAGGCUCAAUCGCGGAAGUCUGGGGCAAAGGUGGCGGUGAAAAAGCUGCGUUGCGAUGCGCCGGAGAACGUGGAGCUCGCCCUGCAGGAGUUUUGGGCGCUCACAAGUUUGGAGAAACGACACGAGAACGUAGUGCAUUUGGAAGAGUGCGUCCUGCAAAGAAAUGGUCUGGCCCAAAAGAUGAGUCACGGCAACAAGAGAUCCAAACAAUACCUGCGUCUGGUCGAGACAUCUCUGAAAGGUGAGAGAGUUCUCAGCAGCCCCGAUGAACCCUGUUAUCUCUGGUUUGUCAUGGAGUUCUGUGAAGGGGGUGACCUUAACCAUUUCAUACUGUCUCGCCACCCUGACCCUCAGACCAACAACCGCUUUAUGCUGCAACUGACCAGUGCUGUCGCCUUCUUGCACCAAAACAACAUCGUCCACCGCGACCUCAAACCAGAUAACAUCCUCAUCUCUCACAAGUCCGGCUCACCUGUGCUCAAAGUGGCUGAUUUUGGGCUGAGCAAGGUUUGUGCAGGUUUUCAAAACAGGGCUGAAGGUAAAGAAUGUGAAGACGGCAACAAAAAUGUCAAUUUGAAUAAAUAUUGGCUGUCAUCCGCAUGUGGCUCUGACUUCUAUAUGGCCCCAGAGGUAUGGGAGGGCCAUUACACUGCCAAGGCUGAUAUUUUUGCUAUGGGCAUCAUCAUCUGGGCCAUGUUAGAGAGAAUCACCUUCAUUGACGCAGAGACCAAGAGGGAGUUGCUCGGGACCUACGUGAGACAGGCAGGGGGCAUUGUACCGGUGGGCGAAGCACUGCUGGAGAACCCUAAGAUGGUCCUCAGUAUUCCGCAGAAGCGCAGGUCUCAGAUGGGUGAAGGGAUGAGGAAGCUGCUACGGGACAUGCUGGCUGUUAAUCCUGCAGACAGACCUGACGCCUUCCAACUGCAGACCAGAAUGGACCAAGUCAGCUCUGCCUGACCCUUAAGAUUGUGAUGUCACUUCAAGCUGCUGCUUUCUGCCUCAAGGGAAAAGCUGAAGAUGGACAAAGGCUUUUUUCAACAGAUUCCUCUUCUGCCUUAAAAGACCAUAAGAUUCAGAUCAUCUCACCCAGAACUUGAUAAUGAAAUGUUUGUUAAAAAGGGUUGUGGAACAUUUUGCAUUCUAGAUCUAAAGUACAGUAUAUUAUGGUAUAACAGUAUAAGAUUGACCUUAUAUUGUUGUAGCGUAACAGCUUUGUAUGCUUUUUUUGCAAAUGAUUGUAGCUUUUAGCAAUAACUGACAAGACUGGUUUUAAUGUUGUUACGAUUACUUCUUCUGUUUACAUCAGAGUAUUGGGAGUGUGCGGUGGUUGAGGCAUUUGCAUGCUUUGGUUCACUUUGUUUCACAUGUAUUAUUCGUGGUACCAUGGGAUCAAGUGCUAUUUAUUUUGAAUUUGUAGUGAACCAGGUCCAAGGUGUGUUGACCCAUUCAUUAACUGAUGAUGGAUUACCAUUAGCGUGCACACUGUAGCACCCUAAAAUUAAAUGUGCUCUUGAUCUGGAUGUGCUUUGACUCAUAUUAAGGUUCAGUAUGUUUCUGACUGUGAACCACCGACUAUGACCAGAAGUAUCCAAUUUAUCAAUAAAUUACAAAAAUUAAACAAAUUAUUUUAAUCAGUUAAUUAUAUAUAGAGUGCAUGGUGCUUCCAGUUGGAGCACUGAUGUCAUCACUUUGUUUACACAAUGCCUUUGGUUUUAAGUGAUUAUCAAGACAGAAUGUUUAACCCGUGUGUAUAACUGUAAUAUGCAAUGUAAUCUUAUAACUCUGGGGGGAGUCUUUGAAAGUUUUGCUGCAGGUUUAGCACCUGUACUGCCUUAAACUAAAUCUUGAUGAUUUAGGCUUACUACCUCAUUUGGAGCCAUUUUCUGGUGCACUCAUUUCAGCUUUUUGUUUACCUUGGGAAAGUAUUUGUGGUGGGGGUAAAGUGAUGCAGUUUUUGCACACAUUUUGAUUACUAUAUACUUGAAUUCUAGCCUUUUAUUGUGUAUAGUUCUAUGUAUAUUUGUUACUACUCAUUAAUUCCAACAUUCGGAAUUUGUGUAGAGUUAAAAUAUUUCAUGACUUUUUGACUAGUUCUGGGGCACGUCAAGACUUUAACCUGUUUUCUUGUCAUGCAAAAUAGUUUACGACUCCUAUUUUCAUGGUUCAGCAGAUCUUACAUAGGUGAUUAUGCUGUUUUUUAUGCCAUCUGCCCAC
Messenger RNA from Periophthalmus magnuspinnatus, 2465 nucleotides. RefSeq names its product serine/threonine-protein kinase 35-like. Gene Ontology annotation, molecular function: ATP binding; protein serine/threonine kinase activity. The record is from RefSeq and is a predicted model, not a curated record. Gene Ontology annotation, biological process: peptidyl-serine phosphorylation; protein autophosphorylation; axon extension. Bases 153 to 1208 code for a protein of 351 amino acids. The transcript is spliced from 3 exons. NCBI's taxonomy places the organism in Eukaryota, Metazoa, Chordata, Actinopteri, Gobiiformes, Gobiidae. Gene Ontology annotation, cellular component: autophagosome; cytoplasm.